Messenger RNA from Parnassius apollo (apollo), 873 nucleotides. The record is from the annotation of a GenBank genome assembly. NCBI's taxonomy places the organism in Eukaryota, Metazoa, Arthropoda, Insecta, Lepidoptera, Papilionidae.
AUGACCGAACCGCGAAACGGUGCCGGGCUUGGGCGUCUCCCGUUAUUUGGCGCCCAUAAAAUGGAUGAUGGCACGCGCAUAGGGCCGCUACUUGGGGGUCGCCAGGGCGCGUCUGGAGCUGGCGCCGGACGCGGCAGCAUGCGGGCCGCCAGCCAAGCGCGAGGAGCUGCACGGUCACCUAGCAGCCCUCCGCAUCCAUCAUCCUUACCAGAAGGCUUGGUGUCGGCUAGGCCGUCUCGGACUCAGCAAGCGGCACCCGACACUGGUGGAGCACGUCGCAUGCGUUGGUCACAAACAAUGAAUGCAAACGCACUGCGGGCGUACUUUAGGGCAAGAGGGGAAGAAACUGUAUGUUUGGCGCAUCGGGUUAGGAUGCAUCGUCUUUUUGCUGAGCUGGAGCCAUCUUUAAUCAUCACAGAGCAAAACCUGGCAGACCGAGUCCGGUAUAUCUUACGCUCGAAUAUAUUUGAUGUCGCCGAACUCGAACGGCUACGACGUGAGGCUGUUCCCUCAUCGGAUGAAAAUGGUACGGCUGAGGAUGCAGCGCCACAAAUGGUAGAGCAACCCGCAAACGUGGAUGCCUCCGUGAAUACCCCAGUUGUGGUUGGUUCAAACGAUGAUGGAACAGUCGCCUUGGAACUGAAAUUAGAGCAUAUGAGGAGUACAUUGGAAGAGGCAAUCGUGGAAACGCGCACUUCGCCUCUCGAAAAUCGACCGAGACUUCCCCGCAUAGCCCUAAGCAAGCGGAAUCGGGCUGUCGUGAGGGCUCUGAAUCCAAUGCUGAACACCGGACGGACUCAAUUCUUUUUGCGCCGCGCUGGCAGUCUGCCGAAUCAUAGGCGCCAGGGUUUCCACGGUUGGACGCGCUACUAG